ACUGAUACUGACAAAAGCGCGGCGCCAUAUUGCGUGCUUGUGUUUGGUUACUGUUCUGGCGCGUGGUCGAGAAUUGUUAUAUUUAAUUAAUUAUCAUGUCCGAUAACCAGGAGCAAAAACCCGAAGCCGGCCCAGGCGACGCGAAUUCCGAAUACAUCAAGCUUAAAGUCGUCGGAAACGACAGCAAUGAAAUUCAUUUUAGGGUAAAGAUGACUACUCAAAUGGGUAAACUCAAGAAGUCAUAUAGCGAUCGAGUGGGUGUUCCCAUGACAUCACUCAGGUUUCUUUUUGAUGGUAAAAGGAUUAACGAUGAUGAGACACCAAAGCAGCUGGAAAUGGAAAAUGAUGACGUUAUCGAGGUAUAUCAAGAACAAACAGGUGGUCACUACUAAGGAAAUUAAACCUAUUAUUCAGUUUUAAUAUCUUUUAAAGUGAAAGUGACUAUCAUAAAAAAAUGGACAAGUUUAUCAGUAUGUAUAUGUAUGUUAAAAAGCAUUAUGUAAUUUGGUUUUUUACGUAAUAUUUUGAUGUGCUAUUCUACAUUCCUGUAAUGAAGCAAGAUUAAGGACCAUCAGCAACCAUGUUUCAUACAACAUAACACAUUCAUUCACCAAAAACAAAACAACAAAAAAAAGAGAAUUAUGCCUCAAUGUCAUAAGUUUUGUCCUUUACUAACAUCUGGCAAUGUAUUUACUUUUCAUAGAUUUCAGAAUUUCCUAGUUUUAGAUUAUAAAAGUUUCGAAAAAUAAAGUCUUAGUUUUAUUAUUAAAGCAUAGUAAAUAUUAUAUAAUGCGAACAUGAUUUUAAAAAAUUGUUGCGUUUAAGGUGCAUCUAUAAUAAAAAAAAAAAAGUAAUAUUUUCUCCUUUGUCUUCUUCAUGUAAUUGCUAAAGUAACGAAUUGUUUUUAACUUUCAAAUUCUGAGUGAACGAUAUGGAAAGAAUUUGUUGUUUUCCUUUCUCUUAUGGUAAUCAUGGAGUAGUUAAUUUGAUGUAAGUAAUGUGGGUGCUGCCUACAAAAUCGUUGAUAUUAAACAAGCUUAUCCUGGGUAUGUUCUAUUGAAAUGGACAGCUUUUAUUGCAUUGAUAUUAAUAGGUUCUUGUAAUCCAAGAAUCAGACUUUGAGAUGCAUAAGCUGGACCAAAGACCCUCUGGAUUUGUGCUAACAUUUAAGGGCUUCAUUUUUUUUUUUUGAAAUUCUCUGAAAUUUUUCUAUGGGCAUCCUCAUUACAAAAUACUUACUCAAUGAUUUAACAGGACAAAAUUUCAACAAAUUGUAAUAAAAUUUAUUCUUGUACAAAUAAGUAAUAUAGUUUUGUUUCUAUUACUAACGUGUAAAAGUUGUUCGGAAUUUCAUUUUUUACUAUUAAGCAGUCUUAUUCUUCGAACAACAUGAAAUUUUUUUUUACAGUUACAUUAAUUUACUGUGGUUCCAAAAAGUUUCUCUAUACCAUGACCGAAUUUUUCUAUUGUGUGAUACGAUAUUAUAAAGAGGUAUAAUCAGAUAAAUAAUUCUUAUUAAAUUCGAUUGGAUGUUUUAUUAUCUAUUGUUUUAGAGUAUGCACGUAGUAUGUGUAGAUCACUAAAUUAUGCAAAUAAUUAAAAGUAUUACACUCGUAUUUUAUGUUUCUCAUAUAGAGGAGGGUUCUAAAAAUGAUUACUAUAACGAUACUAUCUCAAAGAAUAGAAGAAAUGGUGUACACAAACUUUCUAGAACCACUGUAAGUGGUAAACAUGUUUAUAGUUAGAAAUUGUAAGUAAGGUAUAACAAUAACAUUAAUAGUAUUCCCUCGUAAAAGUGCAAAUUAUCGUGAGCGAUAAGAAUACAUUCACGUGAAGAAAUUUUGAAUUCCGUAAGAACAGCAGAUAAUGAUUUUGAUAUAAACAGCAUUGUAAUAAUCAUUAAAUUUCACCAGUCUCACAAUCAUGUUUACAUCUGGCAAUAGUAUAAAAUACCUGUAAUAAUUAUCUACAACAAAAAAAAAUAAAAAUAAUCCUUAAUUUU
Messenger RNA from Megalopta genalis, 2002 nucleotides. RefSeq names its product small ubiquitin-related modifier. Gene Ontology annotation, molecular function: protein binding. Lineage: Eukaryota; Metazoa; Arthropoda; Insecta; Hymenoptera; Halictidae. The record is from RefSeq and is a predicted model, not a curated record.